CUAUUCUUAGCACGAUGCAUCACUGUCAGUUUGUCGCCUGCAUCUGCGGCGUAUCCCGUGUCGGUGUGUAUAUUUUGCGGCUGAUCGGAUAUUAGUUGUCACGCGACUAUGCGGCUCCAUGACAAGAGUACCGCGGUGACCCGAGAGCAGCAACGGCACGCAUCCCAUCGCCAUCGCCCCCCCAUACCCCAUCCCCCACCCUCCCUUACCGGGGCCUGGCUCGGUCGGCGUUGCCCUGCCCGCAUCCCUGCAGCGCAGCACCAGCAGGAAGCGGACCGUCUCCCCCAGGUAGAGGUGGCUCCGGCGUGGUAGGGUUCGGUACCGGGCCGGCUCGGACAGGUCCGUGAUGGGCACCGCCGGGAAAUACAUGAAGUACUCGCACUGAGACUCCAUCAUCUGCACCAUGGCGACGAUGGGAGGAGGAGGAGGAAACGAAACAAUAGCGCGCCGGCCUGACUCGUGGCGCCACCUGCCGGAGGCGACCCUGCUACCACAGCACAAAUUGACUUGUGUACGUGUGUGUGUGUGUCCUCAACCGUGUCGUCAAGCUGAGAACGUCACUAAAUAAAAAGCGCAUGUACUGGAUAAGAACCAGACUGGUCGAACCCUGAAACCUGAAGCAAUCACCAUGCAUCGUGGAAAAAGCGGCAUGAGACGAAUUCGCGGUUCUCCAACGAGUUCGUUGAGCUGGCGAAAAUGUAUCGUAUGCCAGAAUCUGCGUGUGACAUCGGCUCUUUUCCCCACCAACAAUAAAAGUAGAACAAACACAAAGUAAAUCAUCACAUUUAAAAAAUAAAAUCCAGUGAAUUGAAGCGUAGCGGAGAACCGGAUGUGACGCUUUACGCACAACAGAAAAUACGUUACGUCACCGCGCAGAGUUGAAAAUGCGUCGUGACGUAGUUUAGCAGUUUCCCUCCGCGCUGACAAAGCUAGCCGGACAGCUAGCUAAAUGUUAAGCUAGUGACACAUUUUCGAGGCUUGUUGCUAAUUUCCCCUCUUUCUUUCUCACUACAAAGAAGCUGGAGUUGGAGGGACCGAGGAACGUGUCGCAAAAGUGAACCCGUGCUGGCCUGCUAGCAGGGCAAGAUGUUCAACAAGUCGUUCGGGACCCCCUUUGGCGGCGGCUCGGGGGGAUUCGGCACCGCUUCCACCUUUGGGCAGCAAAACGCGGGCUUUGGCACCACGGGGGGGUUCGGUACGUCGGCGUUUGGGGCCACCACCAACACCGGAGGGCUCUUUGGCACCACGCAGAACAAACCCGGCGGCCUGUUCGGCUCCAGCACCUUCAGCCAGCCGGCGACGUCGUCCACCAGCACCAGCUUUGGCUUCGGCACCCCCAGCGCCACGUCCACCAGCCUGUUUGGCAACACGGCGGCGGGCAACACGACGGCCGGCGGGCUCUUCUCGCAGCAGAACAAUGCUUUCAGCGCCAACAAGCCCACGUCCUUCGGAAGCUUCGGGACCGGCACCGGCAGCGGCGGGCUCUUUGGAGCCACCAACACCGCCUCCAACCCUUUUGGAGGUGCCACGUCCCUCUUCGGGGGCUCGGGCUUCUCGGCCACGCAGCAGCCCGGGACCACGGUCAAGUUUAACGCUCCAACGGGAAAUGACACCAUGGUGAAAGCCGGCGUGACCACCAACAUCAACACCAAGCAUCAGUGCAUCACCGCCAUGAAGGAAUACGAGAACAAAUCCCUGGAGGAAUUGAGGCUGGAGGACUACCAGGCGGGACGCAAGGGCGCCACCAAUCAAAUGCCCGCCGCAUCGGGCGGCCUGUUUGGGGCUGCCGCGCCCGCGGCCAGCGCCCCCGCCGGCCUCUUCGGCUCGGCGGCGUCCAACAACAACAACUUUACGUUUGGACAGAACAAGAGCACCUUUGGUCAAUCCUCGACGGGGGGCUUCAGCGGCACCACGGGCGGCCUGUUUAGCCAACCCAACCAGCAGCAGGCCGGCAGCCUCUUCAAGCCCUUCGGUCAGACCACCACGGCGCAGAGCAGCGGCUUUUCCUUUGGCAACGCCAACACGCUGGGCCAAGCUAGCACCAGCAACAUGGGUCUGUUCGGCAACACAGCGGCGUCUCAAUCGGGCGGCCUGUUCGGCACCGCUCAGACGAGCGCCUCCACCGGCUUCGGGGCGGCCGGCGGACUCUUCGGCCAGGCCGGCGCCGGCUUCGGGAGCGUGGGCACUCAGCCGAGCAUAUUUGGAAACAAAGCCGGCGGCUUUGGCGCCACUACAACCAGCGCCCCGUCCUUUGGCACCGGCACUGGAAUCUUUGGCAACAAGCCUGCGCUCACGCUAGGAACUGGAGCCAACCCCUCAACAUUUGGCUUUGGCGCUAACCCCGCUGGAGGUAAUCUAUUUGGCAACAAGUCGACCACUGGAGGCCUCGGAACCGGACUGGGGAGCACCUUUGGAGCAGUGGGCGCCGGGACCACGUCUCUGUUCGGAAAUAACCAGAACAAGUUGGGCUCCACGCUGGGAACGAUGGGAACCUUCGGCUCGAGUGGAUUCAACAGCGGCACCGGUGCCAUCGGCUUCGGAGCACCUCAGCAGCCCGUCGCGCUGACGGAUCCAAAUGCGGCCGCAGCCCAGCAGGCCAUGCUGCAGCAGCAGUUCAGCGUGCUGGCGUACUCGCCCUAUGGAGACUCGCCGCUCUUCAGAAACCCGCUGUCUGACCCCAAGAAGAAGGAGGAGCGUCUGAAACCAACCAACCCGGCCGCUCAGAAAGCUCUGACCACUCCCACGCACUACAAGCUGACCCCCCGACCGGCCACCAGGGUGCGCCCCAAAGCCUUGACCUCAUCGGGCGGCUCCAAGUCGCAGCUCUUCGACGGUCUGGAUGACGACGAGCCCUCGCUCACCAACGGAGCCUUCGUUCCCAGGAAGAGCAUCAAGAAACUCGUGCUGAAGAACCUGAACAGCAGCCAGUACAGCAGUCCCGCAAACAAGGACUCGGACGACCUGGCCUUGCUCUCGGCCUACCCUCACAACGGACACAGUCAAACGGAGGACGACGAGCCGAGGGCGGCGCCGGCCGCCGACGACCCGGAGGUCACGCACUUCUACGUCAACCCCAUCGCCAAACCCGUUCCGCAAGGCCGCGCCCCCUGCGCCCUGCAGGACACCAUCAGCGAGCUCAACGUGCACAAGGCCCCCAGGAACGGCCUGGAGUUGAGCAGCGAGGAUGCGUCGGCGUCCCUGGGUGAAGAGUCUCUGCAGGAAGAGCGCGACGACGUCCUGCACGAAGCCAACCAGCCUCCUCACCCCGCAGGCAUUGUGCUGAGGCGCGUAGGUUAUUACACCAUUCCCUCCAUGGACGAGCUGAGCGACAUGGUGGACGAGAGCGGCGAGUGCGUGGUGGACAACUUUACCGUGGGCAGGAAAGGUUACGGCUCGAUCUUCUUUCCCGGCGCGGUGAACGUGACGGGGCUGGACCUGGACCAGAUCGUUCAUUUCAGACGCAAAGAGGUCAUCGUGUACCCGGACGAUAAGAACAAGCCGGCCGAGGGCGAGGGCCUCAACAGGCGGGCCGAGGUGACGCUGGACGGCGUUUGGCCCAACGACAAGACCACCUGCACGCAAAUCCGCAGCCCCGAGCGCCUCGCCGACAUGAACUACGAAGGCCGGCUGGAGAAGGCGGCGCGCAAGCAGGGAGCGCGCUUCCUCGAGUACAGGCCUGAAACCGGUUCCUGGGUCUUCGAGGUGGCUCAUUUCUCCAAGUAUGGGCUGCAGGAGUCGGACGAAGACGACGACCUUCCGCUCAAGACGGACCCCAAGAAGCUGAAGAUGAUGACGUCGUCACUUCCCCCCUCCAGACCGCCGCAGCCCCCUCCCCCCUCUCAGCAGCCAAUGCAGACGCAGACCCCCGCGCUCGCCGAGCCGGCGAGCGACGUAGCCGAGUUGGAUAGCGACAUGGCCGACGUCACGCAGAGCUUCCCGGCGGAAAAUGAGGACGACGCCGAGUCGGCGCUCGGCCCGGGGGGUGCCGCGGGCGCCGAGCAAGAUGGCGUCUCGGCAUCCGGCCGCAUGGCGUCCUCGCUGGGCGUCAACCCGCACACCCUGCAGAUCAUGAAGGCGUCUCUGUUUGCUGAGGAUGAGGACGAGAGCGACUUUUUCCAGGAGCGCGUGAAGAUCUCCUCGCCGCACCUGGUCCCGCCGGGACCGGCCUCGGCGGGUGCUCUCUUCCAGGCUCGCUUUUCUUCCGGCCUGCUCUCCUCGCUCCCCGAAGCGCCCCGCUCGUCCCCCUGGGUGCCACCCGCCGCGUCCUCCUUCUUGCUGCCCCCCAAGCCGGUUGAGCCCCCGGUGAGGACCGUCGGGGUCCGGCGCUUGGGCGGCCCCGUCCCCCUGGAAGAGUCCGUCACCCAGGGAAAGGGAAACUUGCUGAUGGACGCCGGUUUGUACACGGGCCGCUCGUUCCGGGUGGGCUGGGGCCCCGGCUGGACGCUGGCGCACUGCGGCGAUCGGCCGAGCUCACUGCCGAGCUCACGGCUCGGCCGCCGAGGAUCAAACGACGCGGACUUUGGUUUCCUUCCAAAACCUGCCCGGAACAAACCGCUAGCGGAGAGUCCCUACAAGGUGCUUUUGGAGCGGCUGGUGGCUCUGCCAGAGACGAGCGAGGAGCAGGGCCGAGAGGUGCUUCGGCGCCCCCUGGAUAUCUGUCUCGAGCACAGCACCGUCAGCACCGAGGCCUCGGCUUGCCCUCUCGUCCGCCCGCAGCCCGGCGUGGCGGCGCUGCACGACUACGCCGAUUGGAUCUCCGAGCUGAGCGACGAGCGGGAGCGCGCCGACCCGGUGCUGGCCUACUGGUGCGAGGUGUGGACCUUGUGCGAGGCCCUCUGGGGCCAGCGGGCGCACGCCGAGCCCCUGGGCCACUACGAGCGGCAGAUGGAGAGGAGGCGCGCCUUCUCCACCUGGCUCUCUCGGCGCACCGCCCGGCGGGUGGAGGAGGAAGUGGCGCAGGCGGGCAAAGGCCGCCGCGCCGAGGCCGUCUUCAGCUACCUGACGGGAAACCGCAUCAGCGAGGCCUGUCGUCUGGCGCAGAAGGAGGGAGACCACCGCCUGGCCCUGCUGCUGUCGCAGGCCGCCGGCUCGCAGUACGGCCGCGAGCUGCUGGCCCUGCAGCUGGCAGACUGGAACCGCACGCAGACCGACGGCUACCUGACGGAAGAACGCCUGCGAAUCUUCAUGCUGCUCGCCGGAAAGCCCGUGUGGCAGACGUCGGAGUCGGUGGUGAACGCGUGCUCGCAGCUGGACUGGAAGCGUUGCGUGGCCGUCCACCUCUGGUUCAUGCUGCCGCCCACCGCCUCGGUGGCCGACGCCCUUGCUGAGUACCAGGACGCCUUCCAAGGAUCGCGUGAGGGGGGCAAAUAUGCCUGCGCCCCGCUGCCUCCCUACCUGAAGGAGGAGCAGCCGGGCAUGGGGAUGGAGCGCCGCGACCAAGACGAGGACGACGAGUCGAAGCGGCCUCUCUACGAUGUCUGCUUCCACCUGCUCAAACUCUACAGCGACAGACACUACGGCCUGCAGCAGCUGUUGGAGCCUCUGAGCGUCACUUGGGAGCGUCUGGACUUCCGGCUGAGUUGGCACCUUUGGGGCGUCCUGCAGGCGCUGCACUACAGCCACUUGAGCGCCGCACGCCAGGGCCUGCUGCACGCCAGCUACGCCGCGCAGCUGGAGAGCGCCGGCCUGUGGCACCUGGCUGUCUUCAUCCUGAUGCACAUCCCCGACCACACCCAGCGCGAACGUGCGGUGAGGGCCGUGCUGAGCCUGCACUGCCCCCUGCAGGAGACGGACGAGUCGCUGAGCAGGGAGCGCUUCCUGACCGACCGCCUGCUCGUGCCCGAGCGCUGGAUCCACGAGGCCAAGAGCGUUCGCGCCCGCCACUGCGGCGACAAGCACCGGGAGGCGCUGCACCUCUACCGCGCCGGCUGCUGGAGCCGCUGUCACCGGCUGCUCGUCGCGCACCUGGCCCCGGAUUGUAUCAUCAACGGCAACCACGACUACUUGCUGGAGUUCUUGGAGGGGCUGGCGGUGCCCGAGCACAGCGCCACCAUCCAGGAUUGGGAUACUGCUGGCAAGGUUUACCUGGACUACAUCCGGAUCACCAACACCCUGCGGGCUGUUCAGCAGGUGGAAAGUGGCGGCGCCGACGGCUACGAGCUGGAGCGCCUUCACACCCAAGUCACGUCUUUGUGCGACAGGAUCCAGCUCCUGCCCUGUGAGGGCGCCAGAGACCGCUUGGCACAGUCAGAGAUGGCCAAGUGCGUGGCCAACAUCCUGCGCGUGGUGCUGAGUUUGCAGCGCGGCACGGGUGCGCCGCCGCCCCCGCAGCAGCUGGCGCCCCACCUGGCCCGGCUGCCCAUGCCCGAGGACUACGCCCUGGAGGAGCUCCGAGGCCUCACCACCUCCUACCUGCGCCAGCUCAUCGUCGGCCAGUGAGCGCCGCCCGCCAAUCCAAGUACACGCCUAACCACGCAACGUUUCAGACUCUUUCGGGCACGCGGGCGCGUGCGCCGCUAUUAGCUGAGCAAAACGCUACAGGAGGGUGUCCAUAUGUGAGCAGAGGCGAGAUGUCUAUCUUUCCCAUGUUUUAUGGAUCAAAAAGUCCAGAUGGACAAGUGUCCAACGCUCUAUUUUUGUAGAUUUUUGUUGGUUUUUUUGUGUCUUUUGGAAUGUUUGUAAGCACACCUUAUUAAACUAAAAAUCAAAGUUUUGAACAUGUCCUCACUGUUUUGAAAGCAACUUCACCUAAAUUCAUCUCACUUCUGCGUGCUUCAAAUCGCUUUUGUACAAACGUGGGCUACAAAGGUGUUAUUUUUGUUAUUUUGUGACAACUCUGGCCUCAUGGCGUCGUUUGUGUGUCCAAACUAUUUUAAUAAAGUCUCGUAAGAA
Hippocampus zosterae (dwarf seahorse) is the source of this 6891-nucleotide messenger RNA. It is a transcript of the gene nup98, whose product is annotated as nucleoporin 98 and 96 precursor. Bases 1087 to 6438 code for a protein of 1783 amino acids. Gene Ontology annotation, biological process: protein import into nucleus; post-transcriptional tethering of RNA polymerase II gene DNA at nuclear periphery; RNA export from nucleus. Lineage: Eukaryota; Metazoa; Chordata; Actinopteri; Syngnathiformes; Syngnathidae. The transcript is spliced from 35 exons. Gene Ontology annotation, cellular component: nuclear pore; nuclear pore cytoplasmic filaments. The record is from RefSeq and is a predicted model, not a curated record. Gene Ontology annotation, molecular function: structural constituent of nuclear pore.